Acanthosepion pharaonis is the source of this 657-nucleotide messenger RNA. Lineage: Eukaryota; Metazoa; Mollusca; Cephalopoda; Sepiida; Sepiidae. The record is from the annotation of a GenBank genome assembly.
AUGACUCUAAUCAACUGGGAAUUAACUCUCUCUCUCUCUCUCUCUCUCUCUCUCUCUCUCUCUCUCUCUCUCUCUCUCUCUCUCUCUCUCUCUCUCUCUCUCUCUCUCACACUUAAACCUUUUGAGAAAGAGUGCAAUGAUAAUAAAAAUUGCCUUCUAAUUAUAUUUCCUCUCUUUCUUUUAUUCUUUUCUUUUCUUUCAUUCUUUUCCUCUUUCUUUUAUUCUUUUCUUUUCUUUCUUUUAUUCUUUUCUUUUCUUUCUUUUAUUCUUUUCUUUUCCUCUUUCUUUUAUUCUUUUCUUUUCCUCUUUCUUUUAUUCUUUUCUUUUCCUCUCUUUCUUCUUUUCUUUUCCUCUUUCUUCUUUUCUUUUCCUCUCUUUCUUUUAUUCUUUUCUUUUCCUCUCUUUCUUUUAUUCUUUUCUUUUCCUCUCUUUCUUUUAUUCUUUUCUUUUCCUCUCUUUCUUUUAUUCUUUUCUUUUCCUCUCUUUCUUUUAUUCUUUUCUUUUCCUCUCUUUCUUUUAUUCUUUUCUUUUCCUCUCUUUCUUUUAUUCUUUUCUUCUCUUCCUUUUAUUAUUUCUUUUCUUCUCUUCCUUUUAUUAUUUCUUUUCUUCUCUUCCUUUUAUUAUUUCUUUUCUUUUCUUGUUGAUUUGACAAAUUAA